Molecule: messenger RNA, 2049 nt
Organism: Ostertagia ostertagi
Lineage: Eukaryota; Metazoa; Nematoda; Chromadorea; Rhabditida; Trichostrongylidae
Source: the annotation of a GenBank genome assembly
AUGGAGGCUGAGCUCUAUUUUUCCGCUUACGAUGCCCUACAUCAGGGUAAAUCUGCUGUACGGCGGCUCGAACUUCGCUUGCAAAACGUUUCUAGCAUUGGAAAGAUUGUCUGGUCUUCAUUUGAUUUCAUGUGUGGACCUGAGAUGAAAUUUGUAUGGGAGGUCACAUCGUCGUCAUCGGUGUCACCUGUGAAUCUCAGUGGAGAAGAAGGUUCGGUGAACGACGCCGAGAGCCUAGAUUCUUCCAUGUCCACACAAUCUGCUCAGUAUGAGGACAUUGAUGAUCCACUAGAGACCGAUCUGACAUGUACGGCAGGAGUGAUGGACGAUACAUUCCUGGAUGAUUCCGUAUAUCAUGAGUAUCACAUAUCAAGUCGAAAUGCAGGUGUCGCUUACCGUGAGCUACGGUAUCUUGAUGAGUUCAUGGUCGACAGUCACUACAGUAAGGCCGAGUCCAACUGCACAAUGACGGACUCUUGCGUGCAGGAAGGUACGUCCACAUCGAGGUCAACUUCGGCUUCUACUACGGCAACAAUGUUACAAAGUGCAGAGGAUCUGAUUGAGUCAGAAGGCGUUAAUGUGGAUGAAUCUACUGGUCCAAUUGAUCCAAUGGUAGGAACUCCAAUGGAGCUGAUGAAUAUUUCUACACUGUUGUCAUCGGAAAACCCAAGGCCGUCCGAUGAUACUCUUUCACAAACGAUUCGAGCAAGCAGGAAUGGUUCAGAAUGCUCUACGAAGACACUAGUAAAACUAGCUCGUCUUCGUUCUCUAAACUGUCCGAGGAUGAUGAAUGCAAAUGACAAAUGUGCAAAAGAUACAGAAGUCGUAGACAGUGAGAAAGUCGCUAAUGUUCUUACCACUUCUUGCGUGGAUUCCGGUAUUGGAGGCACAAUUUCAACACAUAGUGAAUUGAGCGCAUUUUGCCUGUCGCCUUCUGCUGAGAUUCCACCAAAUCCUCCAAAAUCAUUUCUUGGACCGUUCAUGAACUACAGACAGCAGCAGUCAAAUGCAUCCACACCAGGAUCGUUUGAUGACGAUGUCGUGUCACUUCUUGACUUACCAAUUGCUCCUCGUGAAGAUACUGUGGCUGAUGAAGUAUUUGUAUCCAAAUUUGUUUUGUCCGAACAAGUUUUCAGUACGCAAUUGCCCUCCAAUCCUCUGAUGCAUAAAGUAACCGUGGUUCCUUCUCGAAAUCUUUUGGUCGGAUCCUUUAUAUUCUCAGUUACUGCACGAGAUGGGAACAAAACAAUACAUGCGAUUUCGUUUUUAAUGAGUUGUUGCAAGCAGGAAUGGUAUCUGGAAAGACAACCGUUCCUCGAGUCAGCAGUUCUUGACACUGUUCCUAAAAUCAAAGCAGCUAUGAUUGCAAUUAAAAACACGUUACUAACUGGAAAGCGUUGUCACAGUGACAAAGUACUAUGUAAAGCGAUAUCGGGCGUACUUCAAAGUCAAGGCUAUUGCGUCAUAAUAGGUUCCAAUACCAAAUUAUGUGUCAAGGUCCCUUACGUUCGACUCCAAGCUGUACGUAGAUGUGAGCUACCAUAUGUGAUGCAGUGUGGAGCGCUCUCAAGCUGGCCGAUAUGUGUUGUCGAUGUGGACCGUGCUACAGUCUGUAUGUCGCCACCUUAUAGCCGUCAUCGAGUUUUGAAGCAGAGGGCUGAUGCACAGAGGAUCAACAUCAUUCUUGAUAGCUCUUUCCGAUGCAAGCCUGUCACGCUAGAAAUGACCUCAUGUCGUGUUCUCGAAUGUGUUAAGACAUUUUUGCGGCGAAUUGAUCUACUUCCUUUAGAGGAGUCCGCUCGCAUGGGACUAGUGAACCAGCUGAUGCUAUAUGUAGAAAAUGCUGCGCGAGCGCUCAUUCUGUAUGUGCAGCAUGCCAGUGAGCCUUUACCUUCCGAAAAGAAUUCGGCUACGAAGAGCUCUCGAUUCUCUCUGAACGAGUGUCGAAGAGCCUUAGACUUGCAGUCAGAUAGCUGGUUUCAUGCUGUUCUCGCAAGAGCUGAGUUGAUAGUGCCUGACAUUGCUGAAUUCAUCUAUAACUCUGGGUGA